Molecule: messenger RNA, 3349 nt
Organism: Epinephelus moara (kelp grouper)
Lineage: Eukaryota; Metazoa; Chordata; Actinopteri; Perciformes; Serranidae
Product: hydroxycarboxylic acid receptor 3-like
Exons: 1
Coding region: 242-1237 (331 amino acids)
Biological process (GO): G protein-coupled receptor signaling pathway
Cellular component (GO): membrane
Molecular function (GO): G protein-coupled receptor activity
Source: RefSeq, a predicted model, not a curated record
AUAAUAGUUUUAUAAUGAAGCCACACUCCCCAGACAGAUAACAUUUACAGUUGUUUCCCUGCUCCUCUGCGUCAAUACUGCUUCCCCAAAGAUAACACAUAGCGCAGAGAUGUUUACUGCACUUGUGAAUUUGCAUGAAUGCAAAUAUGAUUCUUGCCCAAAGAAGUCACCUGGUGCAGCAUAUCUGUGUUGACACUGUGAGGAGCAGCAGGUCGGUGUUGUGCUUCACUGACGCGGCAAAAUGAUGAAUGUCACUCUUGCAAACGAGUGCUGCGCCUUCGAGUCUCCCAUCCUGGACCAGGUUUUGCCUCCUAUACUGGUCUUGGAGUUCAUGUUUGGACUGAUGGGGAACUUCGUCGCCCUGUGGAUGUUCAUCUUUCACAUGGACACAUGGAAGCCCAACGCUGUGUACCUGACUCACCUGGCCGUCGCCGACUCCAUCGUGCUGUUCUGCCUUCCUUUCAGGGCCGACUACUACAGGCGUGGGAAGAACUGGCUGUACGGCGACGCCCUGUGUCGCAUCCUGCUCUUUCUGCUGGCAGCCAACCGUGCGGCAGGGAUCUUCUUCCUCACGGCCGUGGCUGUUGACCGUUACUUCAAGAUUGUCCACCCGAGGAACCGGAUCAACCGGAUGGGCCUGGGCUACGCUCUCUGGGUCUCCCUCGGCCUCUGGGGUCUGAUUUUCCUCGCCACCGGCUACCUCCUCGCUAAUGAGCACUUCUUCUACAACAGCAACCGCACACAGUGUGAGAGCUUCAACAUCUGCAUGGGCUUCAGUCCCCUCUCCACCUGGCACAACACUUUCUACGUCACCCAGUUUUUCCUGCCCACUUCAAUCGUCGCCUUCUGCACCAUCCGAAUCACAUGGCAGCUGAGGGUCAGGACCAUGGACAAGAACGGGAAGAUCAAACGGGCCGUGCAGUUCGUCAUGGCCGUGGCGUUGAUCUUCAUCAUCUGCUUCUUCCCCAGCACUAUAUCGCGCAUCGCAGUGUGGAUCCUCAAGGCAUGGUACAACGAGUGCAAAUACUUCAAAGAGGCCAACCUGGCGUUCUACACGUCGGUGUGUUUCACCUACUUCAACAGCGUCCUCAACCCCGUCGUGUAUUAUUUCUCGAGCCCUGCCUUCAGCGGCACCUUCAACAAGCUCCUGAAUAAACUGCUGAGAAGGAGCAACGACAAAGAUGAGACGGAGUCAGCUGACAACGGCAUUUCCACCGUGGAUGGCAGAAGAGAAUGAAGGUGAUAUUUGUGUUCUUAAGGGAUACUCUAAUGGAUGCAAACUGCACGUUAAAGGCCAGGCAACAUAUUUAAUUACUGUUAUCCUAGUUUAUAACUGUAACAAAAUGUAGAAGGGGUUUUGCUGUGAUUUUAAACAACAAAUUGACCCAUCUAAAGUAAUAAUCAGGAGCUUAGUGCUCUGUACUUGUGUAACAAAACCCUUGUGAAUGUGGUUAAUUAAUGUAAUCAUGAGCCAUUAACAAUGAAGAAUCUCAAGUUGCAAGCAGGGUGUCUACUGGUAUCAGACACUUAAAUGGAAUGCUUUCAACACGGUUCUCACGGUCAUGACGAACCUGGAAAGGUCAUGGCAUUCCACAAUCACAUUUUCCAGGCCUGGAAAAGUCACAGGAUUUAUAAAAAACAUCGAAAGUUUUGCAAAGUCAUGGAAUUUUCUUGUCUGUAAUGAUAAUCUUUCUUGGAUAACUUUCCAGUUAUGUAACGUAACAGCAGUUUUUUUAAGUUUUAUUCAUUUUAAUGAGGCUGUUGACAUGAGCAGCUCUAAUGUCAGGGUUCCCACAAUCAGGGAGAACCUGGAAAGGUCAUGGACUUUCACAAUAUUAUUUUCCAGGCCUGGAAAACUCAUGGAAAAGUUUUGAAAUUUUGUCCAUGGAAAUGUGUGGGAACUCUGAUUUAAUAGAGCCCGACCAAUACUGGAUUUUUAGGGCCGAUACCAAUAUUAGGGAGUUAAAAAUUUCUGAUACUGAUACACCGGCCGAUAUCUAUCCUUCCAUCCAUAAUGUUAUUACUGAGAGACGCAUACACUGAGAGAGUUAAGGAGUGAUCACACCGAGAUGAAACGCCAGAAACGCAACGCCAGUAAAACCAUUGUUUUCCUAUGAUACGGCGCGUCUGACUGGCGUUGAAGUGUCUUUUUAGAUGGGCAUAGAUGCUGAAAAGCUAAAAUAUUUUCAACUUUUUGAGCGUCAGACGCCAGUAGCUAGCGCGCAUUGAAUAAGCGCUUCCAGUACUUCAAGCGUCUUUGAAGCGUCCACGUCUCUAGCGUCUCAUUUCUGUGUGAUCGCCCCCUAAAACUUCAUUGGGAAUGUAAAAAUGAUAAAAACAAGCAUCGUUUUUCUGGAUUAUGUUCUGAAUAAAAAAAACUUUUCAUAUCUGUGCAUAUCGGACAACAUAUACGCCGAUACCAACAUAUCCGUAAGAGGUCAGCAAUGGCUGAUAAAUUUGGCCAAUUGAAAUAUCGGUCAGGCUCCAGCUUUCAAGACCCUUUCAAGAUCAUUUUAAAUCAGAUUUAAGACUGAUUUACGGACAAAUGAUCUCUUAUUAAGCACUGAAGGUGAGUGUAAAAUUUAGAUGUAUGUAGUCCUGUGUGGAGGAAGGUUUUAUGUAGGAAUAUGUUUAUUAGAGUGAGUUAAUCUACAUUUUGCGAAGUGUAAGUAUAAUGUAAAGUAUAAGGUUUAAACAUUUGUACUAUCAGAAAUGUGGACCCUCAUGCAGAAGAGCUCGACUCAUUUUGACAAAAAGAAAUCUUAAAAAUCAAUGAAUUAAAUAAUUGAUUCAAUUCUUGUGGCAAUAAAGACCUUGCAAAUUCAAAUUUAAGACUAUUUAAUGACUUUUAAAGCGUCAAGACCGAAUUUAACUUACUUUAUAAGGGCCUGCAGACGCCCUGGUUGCAAGGUGACCUCAUCAAAUAUGAGCUGCAGAUGUUUGUAAAGGCAACAAUAUCUAUCAAAUAUGUGAUGUUAUGUGUGUAUCAACCUUUCUUCUGUAAGGUAGUUCAUACAAGAGUUUACACUGUCAAUCACAUCCACUGUGAACACUGAUUUUCUGCCUCCCAUUAAAAUAAUAUUUACAGUACAAAUGAGCUGAACAGCCAGAGGGACGUUCAGACGACUGCUGUCACUGAACUGUCAACACAUAAUCUGUACAUGUACUGUUUAAUGAGGUAACUGAGUCUAACAGGGUUGUGGGCAUGCAGGUAAAUCAAACUGAUAAUGUAAAAGCAAUUUAUCUUCUCUUAUGUCAUGUGUGCAUACAUUUGAACACAUUUCCUGUCUCUGUAUCUCGUCACAUUUUGUUUUCAGUAAAUAAAUUAAACACAAUAACUGAGAUAAAU